Messenger RNA from Hibiscus syriacus, 1798 nucleotides. Its product is annotated as pheophytinase, chloroplastic-like. Gene Ontology annotation, molecular function: pheophytinase activity. NCBI's taxonomy places the organism in Eukaryota, Viridiplantae, Streptophyta, Magnoliopsida, Malvales, Malvaceae. The record is from RefSeq and is a predicted model, not a curated record. Gene Ontology annotation, biological process: chlorophyll catabolic process. Gene Ontology annotation, cellular component: chloroplast. Bases 134 to 1708 code for a protein of 524 amino acids. The transcript has 6 exons.
AUUUCCUGAAUUUUCUUUAUAGCUUCUCCUCUCUUCUUGGAAAAAGAUUGCUACUUUCUCUUAAAAAAACACACUUGCAAAGCAAAACCUAAUGAUAAUUGUCUUCCAGAAUUAGAGAGCCAAGUUUCUAACCAUGCAAGCCAUCUCAUACAAUUCCCCUCCAUGCUGUAAUUUGAAUCGGAGAUUACUAGCAAAGAAAAGCUCAGGUAGACAGAAAUUAAAGACCCCUUUGUGUAGAAAACACAGAGUUUUAUGCACUAGGGUUCUAUCUAGACGUGGCACACUGGGGUUAUCCGAAAAACAUCGACUUUUUUUGAGGAACGCUUACCAUGGGAGAGCUUCGAGGCCUUUCGAGGCUCUUGAAGGGGUUAACAAUGUUGAUUCGAAGGUUUUGAGCGGGAAUUAUGAUGGUUAUGUGAUUGGUGGUGAAGAUGAGGUUGGGGGGAUGUCGAAAACCGGGGAGCCGGCGACUAAGGUUUUGAUUCCGGGGCUACCGGAUGAGUCCAACGGCGAUUGCAGUGCUCGAAUAAGCAGUUGUUUCUGGGAGUGGAAACCCAAAUUCAAUGUGCAUUAUGAGAAAUCGGGUUCCGAAAAUUCGAAUUCCCCGCCGGUGCUCUUCCUUCCUGGUUUCGGUGUCGGUUCUUUUCAUUAUGAGAAUCAAUUGAAGGAUCUAGGUCGUGAUUAUCGGGUUUGGGCGAUUGACUUUCUCGGGCAAGGCAUGUCAUUGCCUGUUGAAGACCCCACUUCCUCUUCUAAGGAGGAGGGUAUCACUGAAGGGAAGGAUUCGCUGUGGGGAUUUGGGGAUAAAACUGAACCAUGGGCGACCGGUCUGGUUUAUUCGAUAGAUUUAUGGCAGGAUCAGGUUCGACAUUUCGUAGAAGAGGUUAUUGGGGAACCAGUUUACAUUGUAGGGAACUCACUCGGAGGAUUUGUUGCUCUAUGCAUUGCAGCUCGCAAUCCUGAAUUAGUGAAGGGUGUUACACUACUUAAUGCUACUCCUUUUUGGGGAUUUUUUCCAAAUCCUAUAAAAUCUCCAAGGCUAGCAAGGAUAUUUUCGUGGUCCGGAAUGUUUCCUCUACCGGUAAACGUUAGGAAGCUGACAAAAUUCGUUUGGCAAAAAAUAAGUGAUCCCGAAAGUAUUGCGGAUGUACUUAGACAGGUUUAUGCAGAUCAUUCUAUAAAUGUUGACAAAGUCUUUUCUCGUAUUCUCGAGACAACACAACACCCUGCUGCUGCUGCAUCGUUUGCCUCAAUUAUGCUUGCUCCUCAAGGAGAGCUUUCUUUCAGAGAGGCUUUAUCGAGGUGUCAUAUGAAUGAUGUGCCUAUUUGUCUCGUGUAUGGAAAAGAAGACCCCUGGGUAACGCCUGUUUGGGGUCUUCAGGUGAAAAAGCAAGUUCCCGAAGCUCCGUACUACCAGAUCAGCCCAGCCGGUCACUGCCCUCAUGAUGAAGUCCCUGAGGUGGUGAAUUAUUUGCUACGAGGGUGGAUCAGAAACCUGGAAUCGAAGGGCGCGGUUGCGUUGCCUAUGCUCGAUGACUCGGAAAUGGAAAAUAUUCAGAGUAGCAUCAGCAAGGACAUGGAAUUAGUGAGGGAAGGAUCAAAAAAAUGGGUAAAGGUGCGAUUUUUAGGAUCCAAAUUCUCACUCUGGAACUUGAUAAGAUCUUACUUUAAACCUGGGUUUGGUAAGCUAGAAACCAGAUCACCAUAGCAGAUGAUGUAAAUUUCAGCGUGUUUAUAGUGACAUAGUUGAAUGUAUGAUUAAUCAUUUGAUAUAUGAUGAUGGUUUGAUAAAACCUUA